Phaedon cochleariae (mustard beetle) is the source of this 861-nucleotide messenger RNA. The record is from the annotation of a GenBank genome assembly. Lineage: Eukaryota; Metazoa; Arthropoda; Insecta; Coleoptera; Chrysomelidae.
GUCGACUAUCAUUUGGGCUCCUGAAAAUAAUUGAAUUAAUUCGAUAUUGCGUCAAGUUAAAUUCUCAAAAACGUGAAAAUAGCAAACAGUGAUAUCCUGUUUUCCUAUUUCUGAGAAAUCGAAAUAAGUAAUAUGGUCCUAACAAGAGAUGUUCGUGAAGAAAUUGAAUCAGCAGUUAACCAAGCGGUGAGCAAAUCCAUAAAAAGUGAUUUUCUUAUCGAUCAAAUAGUAAGCAAAGUCACGGAAGCUAUAAUAAAAACAAUAGAUCACAAACUGCUUAAAAUGGAAUCUACAGUGGCGGAGCUUGAACAAAAUUUCGCUAUCCUAAAUGAAAAAUUUGAAAAUAAAUUCAAAACCAUGGAAGAUGAGAUGAAAACGACAGUAAGAAUGAAAAAUAAAAUGGAAGAUAGAAUAGACCAAAUGGAUCAAGCGACCAGAGUUUGUAAUUUAAGAAUAUUCAGCCUGAAGGAAAAGACAAACGAAAAUACAAGAGAAGAAGUGAAAAAAAUCCUUAAUACAAAAAUGUCGCUAAAUCUGGCAGAUCAGGAUAUAUCCAUAUGCUACAGGAUUGGUAAGAGAGUAGAAAAUAAACCGAGAGGAAUCUUCAUGAAACUGAGCAAUCUGGAGAGUAAACAAGCCAUUUAUGAAAAGAAAAAGCUCCUUAAAGGCACAGGGGUUGUAAUUAGGGAGGAUCUAACUGGACCAAGGGUGAAACAGCUGAACACUGCCAUUGAAAAGUUUGGAAUUAAAAACGUUUGGACCCUCAAUGGUAAAAUCUAUAUCAAUAAGAACAAUAAAGUGUAUAUUAUCAAAAAUAGAGAAGAUUUCACGAACAUCCUACGACAACUUGAUGUAAAUUAA